UAAUAUCGAGGCUAAAUCAUAUGAGUAAUUUGUAGCAUUUUACCAAACAAUGCCUGUUUAUUCAAAUGUUUACUACUAAAAAAAAUAUAUUGAAAAUAUUGUUUAGUAAUACUGUUCCAAUAUUCAACGUGUUGAAACGUGUUCUAUGGCAGGAGGAGAGCGAGCGUGGUCUGCGGUUGUGCGGAGAGCGGAACGCGUGCGCAGUCCUGCUGCAUCGUUACUGGCGCGCGGACGCACUGGUGCGGUUAUGCCGGUGCCCUCGACGCCGCCGCUGCGACAGUCGCGCCCCGCCCGACCGACGUAUCGAGCUUAACAACCGAGCCUACUUUCAAGUAAGUACUAACAAAACGUUUCAACUAAAAUUAUCUAAAACCGACUUUACAUUACGAAAGUAGUGUCACUAAACUAAAAACAAAUUUCGCGAAAGUAAUUUCGGCACAUUUGAAAGUACUUUCGUUAUGGCGUACAAUCAACAGCAUCUUGGAGACCAUGACAGCGUCAACAUCGAAGCUUUACUAUGCGCAGAUGGUAUCACAACAGUAAUUUCACACUAGUAAAUCAAGUUGAAAUUAAUUGCGUGAAACUACUUUCAUCAAAAAUAUUCGCAUUGUAUGAAACUACUUGACUGUCGUGAAACAAACGCAUGCGUUGCGAAAGUAGACAUUUACACGUGCAACUGCUAGCGAAGUUAAUGGAACGAAAGUAGCUUCAAGCAACUACAUUCGUAAUGUAUGUAUAU
Diatraea saccharalis (sugarcane borer) is the source of this 739-nucleotide messenger RNA. NCBI's taxonomy places the organism in Eukaryota, Metazoa, Arthropoda, Insecta, Lepidoptera, Crambidae. The record is from the annotation of a GenBank genome assembly.